Molecule: messenger RNA, 5937 nt
Organism: Bombyx mori (domestic silkworm)
Lineage: Eukaryota; Metazoa; Arthropoda; Insecta; Lepidoptera; Bombycidae
Gene: Gyc88E
Product: soluble guanylate cyclase 88E
Exons: 16
Coding region: 299-3055 (918 amino acids)
Biological process (GO): response to oxygen levels; cGMP biosynthetic process; nitric oxide-cGMP-mediated signaling
Cellular component (GO): guanylate cyclase complex, soluble
Molecular function (GO): nitric oxide binding; oxygen sensor activity; heme binding
Source: RefSeq, a predicted model, not a curated record
AAGCCAGUCCGGCGUUACCCGCGCGUUGUGGUGGUCUUGCUAUCAAUUACAUAAAAAAAAAAUGAUCUGUCAAAAUUGGAUUCGUAAUUCGAAUGUCGAAAAUAAAUUUUAAAAUUGAGUGAUUGAAUUCUAUUGUUUUUUUUUUUAAAUUUCUGGUCGGACAAAAUUGUUUUUUUUUGUGUAUGUUUUUUUUGUGAUGUUAAUGUUUGAUAAACAAUUUUAUUAGUAUAAUUUGAUUGAACACAUACAGUGUGGAGUUCGAUAUUUUUUGGAAGCAACAAAGAAUUAGCGUUCCAAAAUGUACGGGCUUCUACUCGAGAACAUGGCGGAGUACAUCCGACAGACUUACGGCGAGGAACGCUGGGAGGAUAUCCGGAGGCAGGCUGGAGUUGAACAGCCUUCAUUCUCCGUUCACCAGGUGUACCCGGAGAACAUGAUCACUAGACUCGCCAAAAAAGCGCAAGAGAUGCUCGGCAUGUCUGAACGUGAAUUCAUGGAUCAAAUGGGCGUUUACUUCGUCGGCUUCGUGUCGCAAUACGGCUACGACAGAGUUUUAUCAGUGCUGGGACGUCAUAUGCGAGACUUCCUGAACGGGCUGGAUAAUCUCCACGAGUACCUGAAGUUCAGUUACCCCAGGAUGAGAGCGCCGAGUUUCAUUUGCGAAAAUGAAACGCGACAAGGCUUGACCUUACAUUACAGGUCGAAGAGAAGAGGCUUUGUUUAUUACGCUAUGGGCCAGAUUCGGGAGGUAGCCCGGCACUUCUACCAUAAAGAAAUGCGAAUAGAGUUGGUCAGGGAAGAGUUAUUAUUCGACACGGUCCACGUGACCUUUCAACUGACAUUCGAUAACAGAGCGUUCACUUUAGCGUCUCUCGCGAUGACCAGAGAAGAGAAACAUCUGCCGAUCAGCGCUUCAGUACUCUUCGAGAUCUUUCCGUUUUGCAUAGUCUUUGGCUCCGACAUGGUGGUGAGGAGUAUCGGCAAUUCGCUAAUGGUGAUUCUACCAGAUCUGGUGGGAAAGAAGAUAACGAAUUGGUUCGAUCUGGUCAGACCUCUAAUAGCAUUCAAAUUUCAAACGAUAUUAAAUCGCACGAACAAUAUAUUCGAGCUGGUAACGGUUGAAGCAGUAAUGCACGAGAAGGCACCGGACAAGCGGAACGAGCUGCUUAGACUCUCCGACGAAUCUGACGGUACCACUGAAAAGAACCUACGACUUAAAGGUCAAAUGAUAUAUAUGGAUAACUGGCGCAUGAUGAUGUACCUCGGCACUCCUGUGAUGCCUGAUCUGUCCGCCCUCGUCUCCACAGGACUGUACAUCAACGAUUUAUCUAUGCACGACUUCAGCCGAGACUUAAUGCUGGCAGGAACGCAACAGUCCGUUGAACUGAAGCUAGCUUUAGACCAAGAACAGCAGAAGAGCAAGAAGCUAGAGGAGUCGAUGAGGAAGCUGGACGAAGAAAUGAAAAGAACCGAUGAACUGCUCUACCAGAUGAUACCAAAACAGGUCGCUGAUAGACUACGGAAUGGAGAAAAUCCGAUAGAUACUUGCGAGAUGUUCGAUAGCGUGUCCAUUCUUUUCUCCGACGUCGUCACCUUCACCGAGAUCUGCUCCCGGAUAACGCCGAUGGAGGUGGUCUCAAUGCUGAAUGCCAUGUACUCUAUUUUCGACACGCUCACAGAACGCAAUAGGGUUUACAAAGUUGAAACUAUAGGAGACGCCUACAUGGUUGUUUCUGGUGCACCAGAGAAAGAAGACAAUCAUGCCGAGAAGGUCUGUGAUAUGGCCCUUGACAUGGUCGAUGCGAUCACAGAUUUGAAGGACCCUAGUACUGGUUCUCAUUUAUCGAUAAGAGUAGGAGUGCAUUCCGGGGCGGUUGUCGCCGGUAUCGUUGGCCUGAAGAUGCCUCGCUAUUGUCUGUUCGGAGACUCUGUCAACACUGCAUCUCGGAUGGAAUCCACUUCUGAAGCCAUGAGGAUACACAUAUCGCAGACCACUCAGGAACUGCUCUCUCCGUCUUACAUGGUCACAGAGAGAGGAGAGAUACAGGUGAAGGGAAAAGGUGCAAUGAAAACCUAUUGGCUAGAAGGCCGCGAAUCCAGACCCGCUCUCAACAAAGUGAUAUCACCACAACUUCAGCCGGGAACCGAACUGGAGUGGGAGCGAGCUGCUGACGUCAGAGACAGUAUCGCAGAACAUUCAGCCCAACAGAUGAACAACAAAGACAGCGCACAGGGUUCCGCCAACAGCCAACAUUUGGCCAAACCUGUGACGUCAGGACCGAGCUCUUUAAACAUCGCAGCUUUAGUGCCGGUUCAGAGCGUGAGGAAUAAUAUGCAGGUGACUACUGUGACGUCACCGGUCGAAGAAAGAAGGAUGUAUUCUCCGGUAACUUUCCAAGAUGUUGCUAGGAGAAGCAUCGCUAAUUCUCCUAACAGAGCUGAUAGGGAGAGAGAGUCGCGAUCGAACUCGGCGAGUGUAGCGGGAGGGUGGACAGACGGCGACUCACUCGAUCCGAUCAAAAAUGGGGACAGUCCGGGCUCGCCAUUUUGUUCAACCUCACCUUGCAGAGUCGGAACCGCCCCAGCGGUCAAGGAACAGGGGAAUGAAGACUUCUCAGAAACGUUCAAAGCUCGAAUGUCACCUGCACACUCGGCUCCCGCUACAAUGGGAGAUUCCCUGUCCACUCUUAGACCAGAUACAUCUGUUGCCUCGUCGAUCGGGCCGCGACAAAGUACUGAUGAAAUAGAAACGGACACAGAAUACCAAGACGCGCACGCGGAUUCGAACCAGGCUCACACGUGCGAUAGCACGACUGUGCAUCCGAAGCCGGGCCGGGUCGGUCGAUUCAGAGCUCGGAUUGCACCAGGAUACCAUAGAAAUUGUACGGCUCACAAGCAAACCAGCAAAGACAAAUCGCACACGGCCCAGGGCGGGAACGUACAGCCACACGGGCAUCACCACACGAAGAACGUGAACCACCAUCAGUGCUGUGGAGCGUUCGGGAAUCCACACGUAAGGCACAAAUCAAAUAACUCUAGUUGUCACCUAAUUUAAUUGAUUUUAGGACGAUAUUAUAAGGGCGGCUUUCACGAAGUAAUAGUAAAUUUAAUUGAAUUUCCGCGUGCAUAUUUCAAAUUUGAAGUAUUCUAUUCCGCCUGUUUCUGCCGUGAUGCAGUAAUGCGUUUUGAUUUGAAGGGUGGGGCAGCCGUUGUAACUAUACUGAGACCUUAGAACUUAUAUCUCAAGGUGGGUGGCGCAUUUACGUUGUAGAUGUCCAUGGGCUCCAGUAACCACUUAACACCAGGUGGGCUGUGAGCUCGUCUACCCAUCUAAGCAAUAAAAAAAAAUACUAUUCAAGAUAUGAUAUCUAGUCUAGUGCUAAGUCUGAGUUCUAUAGUACAAAGGCCGCCCCACCCUUCAAAUCGGAACACAUUACUGCUUCGUUGAAGAAAUACGCAGGAGGGUGGUAUCUAGAGGAGCUCACAAGACGCCCUGCCACCAGUAAUUACGCGAAUUUAUUACACAGUAUUAUUCCUUAAUUGUGGAAGUAAUUGGUGAACACGGUUUAAACACGCUUUUCAUUACAAAAAUUGGUACCUGGCUGCCGGAUUCGAACAUAAGUACAAUCACAUCGUUCGAUACAAAGACACCGGGCGUCUUAACCUUUAGGCCACGACGGCUUAUUAUAAAUGUUCUAUGUUUUUUGGCGGAAAAUAAUUGUAUUCUCAGAAAUGACAGAUGGCACUGACUUUGAUUGUACGAUGCCCCGUCUAACAUAGCUGCAAUCAACAUAAAAUAUGCCUUUCGCAAUUUCUCAUAACAGAUUUUAAUAUUUUAAAUAGCUCACAAUUAGUACAAAUUUAAAAAUAAUUGACUAAGUGAAUAGGUGCGUGGUGAUCUGCAUAACCGUAUCCGUAACAAAUUAAACCUACUUUGAACAGCCAUAUUUUAAUCAAUGGCAGUAUUAAAAUGUGACCACUCACUCAUAAGUCAGUUAAGCUAAAAUUUCAUUAAACCGAAACUACUUUUGUGGUUUAAUUUCGCAUUUAUUAUCGGCAUUGCAUUAUAAUUAAAAUUUAAAUUAAACCGUUAAAAUAUUACAUAUUAAUUAUGACUAUGUCUCGCGAUAAUCGAAGUGCAUAUGAGGCCUAUAAAAUCAAAGGCAGCUAAAUCCAAGUCUGUUAAAUAUUCAGGUAAACUACAAAAAUCGGCCCUAAACACGUCAUUACGGAUCCUCCCGAUCCAUCGAAGUGCUGCUCUUGCUAGGGCCAGUGUUAGCAACACUCCCGGUUUGACAAACUGAAAUAACUUUGUUUGGAUAGCUACGAUAUUAUUUAUUUUAAAGCAGAUUUAUAAAGAAUGAGAAUAUUACUAAUAAUCUGAAUUUUAAAUGAUAAAACUUUGUUUAUUAGUGCAGUAAAAGUGAAAUUUUUGAACUGAAUUUGUUAGAGAUUUAGCUGCAUUUGUUAUAACAUGAAAACACUAAAGCGUGCUCAACUAACUAAACAAGAUAGCGCUAUUGUUAAUCCAUUUUACGACAUUAAGGCGUUUAGCUGCCUUUGAUUUUAUAGGCCUCAUAUGUAAUAGUUCAACUAAAAUUUAUCUAAUUUCAUUGUUAAAUCAAAAUAACAAUCAAAUCUGAAUUUUCUGAAAGCCGCGCUUACAAUUUUCCUAUACCAAUCUAGUUAUUUUGUUAUUUUUAUUUUUAGUCAUAUUAUUAUGUAAUAACGACACCGUUUUUAACGUAAUAUCUUUUAAGUAUCAUAAUUGCGUGAUAUUAUCUACUUUGAAAUUGCACUAGUCUUAUACAUGUCUUAGAAGUUGAUAUUCGAAGUACUUAAUUUAGGUAUAGGUAUAAUUCAAAUAAAAAUAAUAAUUUUAAGUUAGCUUUAAUAGAUCUCAGAUGUACCCGACAUCCCAAAAAAUAAUUCCAAAGAUUAUUCUUACGAGAACAAAUAUAGGAGUCUAUAUUACGAGCUUUACAAUAUGACAAUAGCAAUUAAUAGCAUCUUUAAUAAAAUCAUUAAAGCAUCAAAACUUUGCUUACACUGUUUGACAGUUGUAAUGAAUCAUUAUAAAAUUGGAACAUAAUCAGAAAAUCAUAUUGAAUUUGCUCUCAUAUUUAUUUAAAUUUAAUUAAAUUAAAUAUGUAGGUACUUAAUAAGUUAAUAAUUUUCAAGUAGUCCAUAAUGAAUAUUAUAUUUUUAAUUAUAUUAGAUAUUUUUGUAAUUAUAAGCCGUUACUUAGUAAUGGUAAGCAAAUGAAGUCAGACGGAUAUUUUAAUGUUGUUUAUGUGUUAGACACACUAUGCGCGUCAUUUUAAUCUGCUUUAUCAAUGUUGUAUUCGAAUCAAUGUUUCCAAACAUAGUUUUAAGGUUAGUAAUUACCGCCGUUCGUGUAGUUCAGUGUUGUGAGUCAAUUAAGAAUAUAUUUGUCUAGUCGUUUUGAGAUUACAGCAUGUACCUAAUUUCGGUUUUAAAAUAUUGUAUUAGGACCCGCGAAAAUAUGCUACGAACGUCGAGCUCUAGAAAGAGACAACCGACAACUUCGGUUUUGUAGAGCGCUGUCUCUCUCUUAUGCCUGUCGUUCAACUGUCAAUUUUCUUGGUAACUUUUUAAUAGUACGAUAGAAAACCCAAGGUAUCCGAAUCUGAACGAUUGUCUAUUUUUAGUAAGUAAACGACGUUCCUAGCUUAUCGCGUAAUAUAUUCAUGGUCUAUUAUUGUAGACUAUGACAUCACAAUUGAUUAUAAAUAGCUUCUAUAGCUUAAACGGGGAAAUUUUCGCUUAAUUUCUAAAUAUAAUAGAUUUGUCUUAUACGUUGAUUACUUCUCUAAAACUCUAUGUAUACUUUUAGACUCUGUGUGUUUACACUGGUCGCUUUAGACAAUCUGUGAAUCUCACUUUUAUGGUAUUAAAAUAAAUUUUUGAAAAGUU